AUGAAAGAUAUAUCAAUAACAACGUUUAACUGUGGGAAACACUUUCCUUACGAUGAAAGAGUGCAACUCCAAUCAGUAUUGGAUUGCUUGAUCCCACCGAGUUCGGAUCCCCUAGAUUUAUACGUAAUAGGAUUCCAAGAAUUAGUAGAGAUAUGGGAAGGGUCAUUUACUCAAAUAGUUAAUAAUGGGUUGUUGAAGAUUGCUGAUGGGGUAGUUUCUUUAUUACAGUUACGGUUUCCCGAUGAACACUUUCAGGUCAUAGCGACUUCGAAUUUGGGUGCCAUCGGUAUGGUAAUAGUUGGAAAACAAUAUUUACAGAUAAGAGACAUUCAGAAGGGCAAUUGUUCAAGAGGGAUGUUUUACUCAAACUUGAAAGGUGGUACUGCUAUCCAUAUGAACCUGUUGGAAGAUGAUAGGUGGGAGAAUUUUGUAUUUAUGAACUGUCACCUUGCGGCAAAUGAAGGUGAAUGGAACAGAGAAUUAAGGGUUCAAGACCAAGAUGCGAUCAUUAAAAGUUGUUUUAAUCAGUUUCAGUUGGCUUCAAUGUCUCGAUCUCAUGUAUUCUUUUUAGGAGAUCUCAAUUUCAGAAAUUUCAAGCAAUACGAUGCAUACUCGACAGAUUAUUCAAAUACGUACACUAGGCAAGAGAUAUUGCAAGAAAUAGAUGAAUUGAACAUUUUAAGACACAGAGGAACUAUUUUUGAAGGGUUUGAGGAGCCACCUAUUACAUUCUUACCUACAUUCAAGUAUAUACUGGAUGGUACAAACAAAUAUAAUCCAAAACGAGUUCCCUCAUGGUGCGAUCGAGUUCUAUAUUCCACUUAUAAUAGUAAAAUUAAAACCAAGUAUACGUCAAUGAGGAGAGAACAGCCAUUAUUAUUUAGUGAUCAUCAACCAGUGAAUCUCACCGCCACCUUACCAGAAUUGUACUACCCUCGACACGCAAUAACGAUAAGUUCGAUAAGUACCAACCAUGUAACGGAUUUAGUUGACACAGUUAUCGGAUAUACAGGCUGGAUGGUUUCUUUAAGGGUACAUUGGUGUAUAUUGGCUCUUUUGAUUUUAUUUAUCAUUUACAAAAAACUUAUAUAA
Messenger RNA from Maudiozyma barnettii, 1092 nucleotides. It is a transcript of the gene INP54, whose product is annotated as phosphoinositide 5-phosphatase INP54. NCBI's taxonomy places the organism in Eukaryota, Fungi, Ascomycota, Saccharomycetes, Saccharomycetales, Saccharomycetaceae. Gene Ontology annotation, biological process: phosphatidylinositol dephosphorylation. The coding region runs from base 1 to 1092 and encodes 363 amino acids. The transcript has a single exon. The record is from RefSeq and is a predicted model, not a curated record. Gene Ontology annotation, molecular function: phosphatidylinositol-4,5-bisphosphate 5-phosphatase activity.